AGCGGGCUGUCAGUGCUAGGGGAGAGAGAGGGAGAGAGAAAUUGGUCCAGCAUCUCUGGAGCAGCGAAGCGGAGCGGAUGACAGAGACACACCGUCCUCAUCAGCAAAAAUGAGGAGAAAUUAACUCGACUGUGGCUCUCUCCUGCUUUUUUUUUGUCCCGCCGCGAUGCACAAACUGGAUGUUUAAAGACUGAACCUCCUCGUCUGCCAUAGACCAGCGCGGUGAUCCGACUUUAUUCUAUCAAUGAGAGAUAUGUGGAGAAGCUCUACCGCCCGGUGGUAACGCAGAAAAACGCAAGAUGAAGAAGCAGUUCAACCGAAUGAGACAGCUCGCCAACCAAACAGUGGGCAGGGCUGAAAAAACAGAAGUUUUAAGUGAAGAUCUAUUACAGGUGGAGAAACGUCUGGAGCUGGUCAAGCAGGUUUCCCACAGCACACACAAGAAGUUGACCGCCUGUCUGCAGGGCCAGCAGGGCGUGGAUGUGGACAAGAAGUCUGUCAGGUCACCCUCGAAAAAGCUUCCUCUCACAACACUAGCGCAAUGUAUGGUGGAGGGGGCGGCGGUGCUCGGCGACGAGUCUCUACUAGGGAAGAUGCUGAAGCUCUGCGGCGAGACGCAGGACAGACUCGCUCAGGAGCUCAUCUUGUUCGAAGUCACCAUCGAGAGAGACGUCAUCGAGCCUCUGUACGACCUUGCGGAGGUGGAAAUCCCAAAUAUCCAGAAACAAAGGAAACAUUUAGCAAAACUGGUCCUGGACAUGGACUCUGCGCGCACACGGUUUUAUCAGUCUACCAAGUCUUCAGGAUUGUCCAGUAACCUGCAGCCAACGGGAGCCAAGGCCGACCACCUCAGGGAAGAGAUGGAGGAGGCAGCCAACCGCAUGGAGAUCUGUCGAGAUCAAUUAUCAGCAGACAUGUACAGUUUUGUGGCCAAAGAAAUUGACUAUGCAAGCUACUUCCAGACAUUGAUAGAAGUCCAGGCAGAGUAUCACAGGAAGUCGUUAGAGCUGCUUCAGAGUAUUCUGCCCCAGAUCAAAGCUCAUCAGGAGUCCUGGGUGGAGAAACCAUGCUACGGGAAACCAUUAGAGGAGCACUUAGCGCUCAGCGGGAGGGAUAUUGCCUUUCCCAUCGAGGCCUGUGUCACCAUGCUGCUGGAGUGUGGCAUGCAGGAGGAGGGUUUGUUCAGAAUCGCUCCGUCAGCCUCCAAACUGAAGAAGCUGAAGGCGUCUUUAGACUGUGGGGUGUUAGACGUUCAGGAGUACUCCGCGGACCCACACGCCAUCGCAGGUGCUUUGAAGUCCUACCUGCGGGAGCUCCCUGAGCCGUUAAUGACCUUUGAACUCUACAAUGACUGGAUCCAGGCCUCCAACAUUCAAGACCAAGACAAGAGACUGCAGGCUCUCCUCAAUGCCUGCGAGAAACUACCCCCAGCCAACAACAACAACUUCAAAUAUUUGAUCAAAUUCCUCUCCAAACUGACUGAAUACCAGGAUGUAAACAAGAUGACACCUGGAAACAUCGCUAUUGUCCUCGGACCUAACCUGCUGUGGACGCACAACGAAGGCAACAUCACAGAGAUGAUGACGACAGUUUCCCUGCAGAUCGUCGGCAUCAUCGAGCCCAUCAUCCAACAUGCCGACUGGUUCUUCCCUGGAGAAAUUGAGUUUAACGUCACGGGGAACUACGGUAGCCCCGUCCACACCAACCACAAUGCCAACUACAGCUCGAUGCCGUCUCCGGACAUGGAACAGAUGGAUCGUAGGCAGAGCGACCAGAGCCGACGGCCCCUCAGCGUCGCCACAGACAACAUGAUGCUGGAGUUCUAUAAAAAAGACGGCAUGGGUGUCAGGGUGAUGGACACUUCUUGGGUGUCACGCAGGGGCUCUUCUUCUACGCGUAAAUCCUCCUCCACGCCACCGAGCGUGCAUCCCCCCUACCCGCCCUCUGACGCUCUCAUCCCCGAGCAGCCUGGGGAAUUCUCUGCUUCCCCCUCCCCCACCCCUCCUCCCACUAGCAGCGACCGAGCCAGCUCGGAUGAUGCAUCCUCCAAUUGGUCGGACUCCUGUUAUGCCUACCCCUCCCCUGAGGAGGAGAGACCGCCUCCCCCUUACCCUUCCUCCUCAUCUUCCUCUUCCUCCUCCUCUUGCUCGUCCUUCUCGCUCCCUCACCACCAUUUCUACACCCGUGCACCUCCGGGUAUGCGUCCCGUCGCUCCCAGUCCCGAAUCCGUGCCUCCCGGCCAGUCCCCUCCCCUCCGCCGCUCUGGCUACAGCCCAGCCUCACUCCCCCACUCCCUUUGCCCCUCCCCUCAGCAGCUUGACGUCAACUCCAACCCCAAACCCAACUCCCUGCACCUGCCCAAACAGGCCUCCCUGUCCGACGCUCCGCAUGCGCCCCCGUCCGAAACGAAUGGCUCCACCCUUUACAUCAAACCCCCGCUCGUUCUUACUCGCCACGAUCUGUUCCUGAGCUCCCCCAAACCCCCCAACACCCCCCUCUCUGCUCCCCCUCCAUGGGCAGCCUGUGCCUGUAACCGAGAGAGAGGAGCCAAGCCGACUAGUACUCUAAAGAACAAGGAGCUGUCUCCGGUGAUCGGACAGAAGGGAAUCCAGGGGACAGUGACCUCUUGUGGACAGCCGCAGCACUCUGAGCACAGCCCACACACCCUGAGGAGAGCAAAGAAGCUGGCCCCAAUCCCACCUAAAGGCCCGUACUGUCAGACAGGAGCCAUGUCCGACCAGUCGACAGGUCAGCCGUCUCCAGUCAGCCUGUCACCCACUCCUCCCAGCACCCCCUCCCCAUACGGCUUCAGCUACCCACAGGGGUACGCCACCAUCGGCUCCCCGGGACAGAUCCAGAUGGCUACCACACCGUCUCUCUCCUCCCCGCCCUCGCUGGCCGGGACUCUCACUAAGGCCAGGCCGACACCCAAACCGCCCCGGCAGAGACCCAGCUUACCUCCUCCACAGCCCCCCACCACUCCUGGCAGCAGUCCCCAGCCUCUGGAGCAUUCAGCAGGUCUCCUGGAUGGUUUAUCUCCUGGGGAAAGCAUGUCCACAGGUUCCCUCUGCAACUUGGACAUCCCCAUCAUUAACAUGGAACUGGACGGUAUUUUUGACUUGCCCCACAUCUCCCCCUUCAGGAACUCAGUGGCGCUGCUCGAGUCGACCAACAACAGAGCGGAGUCAGAGGAAGAGUCUGAAAGCACAGUGCUAUGACGUCACUGAGUCUCCCCCCUCCCCUCCCCUCCUCCUCCUCCUGCUGGGCUGAUUAAAUGAAACUCAACGCUACUGCUGCACCGUCUCGCUCAAACCCCCCCCCCCCUAGACUCAUUCGUCGACCUUUCACCUCUCCAGCUGGGUCGCUUCAGCCUCAACGACCGCUCUGGAUCUCACCUUCACACCUCACCACCUGUACUUGAUCCAGAGUUGUAAAAACAAGCUCUUCUAUAAAAUAACAGAAAAAGAAAUGUCCAUUCUCACAAUCACGAGGCGUUAGUGACAAUGCUGUCAGGAGACUUUUGAUCGGACACAGAAUUUGACAUUUUACGUUGGCUGGAUCAUUUUGAUUUUUAGGAAAUGUUUGGGUUUUUUUUUUAAUUUAAUGUUUUAUGUUUCUUUUUGCCUUAUUUGAUCCACUUGCAAUAUUGCCUUUAACUUCACACACAAGACUGGAAAGAGGCUACUGGGAGGAAUGAGUGCUCUUCGCUGCUGCUUUUCAUGAGUGAAUUUUAACAAGGAAGAACAACAUCUGUCCUGCCGAUUCUUCUUCUUCUCUCUCUCUCUCUCCCAUCUCAAGUUCCUCCUCCAUUCCUCAGGGGCGUCCCGUUGAAAUGCCUCGCUCUGGCAUGUGGUGGCCACAACCCCCCCCCCCCCCCGAAUUUCUAUCCCACCUGAGCGUUCACUGUGAGUGUGCCAGUAUGUCGUUUUGGAAAGUGUGUGCGCGUGUGCGUGUGUGUAUUUUGCUAGUGUGUGAUGUUUUUGGUAAUUGUACUACGUGAUGUUGCACUGUUGGUGUCGAGCAUAAACAGGAAUGCAUGUUUUAGACAUUUAGGAAAUAACAACCAGGUUGCAAAGAGGUUAAACGCCCAAUCACACUUUUCUCUAUAUUUACAUUCAAUCAGGAUUUCAAUCACUGAAUAUUUAUUGUUUAUACUGUACAUUUUCAGAGUAUAUGAGUAACAUUAUAAAUCAAGUCGGAUCAUAUUUUGUAUCUACAGGAGAGCUAUAAAGAUACAGUUUCCUCCAGAUAGAAUAUAGGUGAUGUUGUCAGGGAGCUGCAGUAUAAAAUAUAUGAGACAUAGUUUAUGAAAGGUACAAAAAUGGAAGGGUUGGAAUUAAUUUUGUAAAUGCAAGUUGAAAAAUUAAAAAAAACUCCAUGUGAUUACACAUAAUUAUUUUUGGCAGCGAGCAAGGUAGCAUGGGAUUUUUAAUUUUUUCAUGUCAAGUGAGGAUUUGUGAGGAGCUGAAGACACAGAAUGACAAGAAUAUGCGGGUGUGGAGGCUGGAGUGUGCCAACAGAACGGCCGUCGGAAGUAAACAAAUCACUCCGCCACUUCUCGCUCGUCACUGUGGGCGUGUUGACACCAGCUGACAAGGAUCUAUACAUACUGUCACCACAAUGUCAACAAGGGAGGGCUUCUGUGUGCGUGUCCCGAUAAUAUUUGAGCUAUGUUUUUAGCCUUUUAGUAUUUCUUAGCAGUCAUUGUCUAAUUGAAACAACUCUUCUCCGACAAUUUGUACUACUUUGUGCCAAGCUGCAGUUCUUUUGUCCUUGUUGAUUGCUGAUUUAUUAUCUUUCAAUCAACUUAUUGAUUAAUCAACCACUCAUUGUGCGACUAAUCAAAGUGGUAUGUCAAAAGUUACAUAGUCCUGCUUUAACAGAAGAAAUAAAUGAAUUGUGAGAUGGGAUAUGAUAGGAAGACACACAUUAAAUUGAAUAACAAAAUGUAAACUUUAAAAGCCUUUUUUAAAAU
Messenger RNA from Thunnus maccoyii (southern bluefin tuna), 4975 nucleotides. Its product is annotated as rho GTPase-activating protein 44-like. NCBI's taxonomy places the organism in Eukaryota, Metazoa, Chordata, Actinopteri, Scombriformes, Scombridae. The transcript has 21 exons. Gene Ontology annotation, biological process: modification of dendritic spine; signal transduction; regulation of actin cytoskeleton organization. Gene Ontology annotation, cellular component: leading edge membrane; cytoplasm; dendritic spine. Gene Ontology annotation, molecular function: protein binding; GTPase activator activity. The coding region runs from base 300 to 3218 and encodes 972 amino acids. The record is from RefSeq and is a predicted model, not a curated record.